Molecule: messenger RNA, 411 nt
Organism: Fonsecaea multimorphosa CBS 102226
Lineage: Eukaryota; Fungi; Ascomycota; Eurotiomycetes; Chaetothyriales; Herpotrichiellaceae
Exons: 1
Coding region: 1-411 (136 amino acids)
Source: RefSeq, a predicted model, not a curated record
AUGUCGACCACCAAGCGCCCAUCCAUCUUCUCCCGCCUGUCCUCGAGCAGUGCCUCCAUUCAAUCCUCGUCCUCGACACAACCUUCCAUCCCCAAGGGCAGCCACGACACCGUCUACGCCCGCUAUGCGAAGGACGGCAAGGGGUACGACUUCAACCUGACCUACCCGUACUGCACCGGUGCCGCCAGCUCCAGCUCCUCCUCGUCGACGUACUCGACUUCCGAAUCUGACGUACCCUUCGACUUCAAGCUCCGCUACGCAAAGGACGCCAAGGGCCACGAUUUUGGGUCCACAUACGCGUACUCGCCGUCGAGAGAAUCCUCCACCACCCUGGUCGGCGGCUCUGAUGCCGUGCACGCAGACAACAAGAACAUGAGAUACGCUUGGCACCAGGGCCGACAGGCUUCUUAG